Messenger RNA from Podarcis lilfordi (Lilford's wall lizard), 27201 nucleotides. NCBI's taxonomy places the organism in Eukaryota, Metazoa, Chordata, Lepidosauria, Squamata, Lacertidae. The record is from the annotation of a GenBank genome assembly.
CCUUUGGGUGUCGGUCUGGCUCUGAAAGUGAAAACAAACUUCAGGGCUGCCCGUUUCAGGGAGGGAAAGCGCCACAUGUUUCGUUUCUCUUUUGUUUCCGCUCCGGGAGCCCAGUGAUGCGUAAAGGGAGCGGGCGAGAGCCGCCUUCCCAAGCGGGGCAGCAGGAGGAGCGCGCAAGUUCUCCGCGCCGGGCUUGAAGCCAAGGAAACUCCGGCGGGAAGGCCGAGCAAGAAGCGGCAGACGCUGCCGCCGCCCGGUGCAUGCGGGGCGCCUCGCAGGAGACCUGCGAACGGGAGUCCGGAGUCCGGGCGCCGCCAGCCGCCCUUGGAGCGAGGGGCUUGAGGUGCAUCUCUCCCGCUUUCUCCUGAAGCAUGUGGGGCUGAAGCAGCGAUUUCCCUGCAACCCCCGGAGCAAUAAAUAAACAUGGAGGCGACGGCUGCUACUGCUGCUGCAGAAGAGAAGCCAGGUGGCGAGGAGCAGAGCCCCCCGGGCUCCGGCGCGGAGGCCCCGGCGGAUUCCUCCAUGGACGCCUGCCUGCGAUCUCAGGGGUUGUACCGCAAGCGAGUGGCGAAGGACGGGUCGUGCCUCUUCCGAGCCGUGGCGGAGCAGGUGAGUGCGCAAGGUCUCCCUUUGCAAGCGGGGGGCGCGAGGGUCGUGAGGCGGCUUUGUUCGGGGAGAGGGUCUCUCUCCCUCCUCUCCGAGGUGCAGCUAGAAUCCCCUGGGAAGGAGGACUUUGACCUGCCGGCGCGCGUCGGCUGUCUAGCUGCAGGCGGCGGAGAAAGCCGGGGGAAACGAGUUGGUGGAAGUUUUUUGCGGAUCUGGGCUGCGCGGUCUCCAGGGCCAAACGCCAGCGGUUAGGGGCGCAGCCGCCCAAGGAAAGAAACCCGUCCGGGAAAAAGAAUCUACGUGUGGAAAGCGGAGUUGAGCGCCCUCCGCGAACUUGUUGCACUGUUGAGAGAUUUGCUAGUUGCCUUUUUCUAGUUUCGAGGGAAACGAUUCUCUUUCCUCCCCUGCUCUUUGGUCACCUUCCGACAAGUUGUUUCGGUUGCACCUCCCAUGUUUAUUAUGUUCCCAACUCCAAUUUUGUAGACUUCUAUUUAAAAUUUGCCGGUAAACGAAAGGAGACACGAUAGUUAUCCUUCUUUUUGUAUAUGCUUGAUGGGAUGCUUGUAUAUUAUUUAUAUACGAUGGUGAAAGCGGAAAAAAACACGUUAAACUUCGGUCUCCUUAAGUGCGUAGCCUGAAAACGCAAAACGCCUUGCCUCUGGUCUGCUUUAUUUCAGUUGUGGCUCAGCCGACUCGUGGAUCAUUUAUGUCCAGACUGGAAUAUGGCAUUCGGCCUGGGGGAAAUGGGUGCAACGCUGUCUGGCUUGCACAGUGCAAAACACCCCCAGGGCUGCUUUGAAAUUAGGUCAGCUUCCUGUCGCUAUAAUGACUCUGCACCUUCCCAAAGCUGAAUGUAGGGGACUUUGCUUGUGCUUAGUAAUACUUCCACUUCUAGGGGCAGUUGUGGGCGAUGGGGGGGGGGCACAGGGUUGGGCUGUAUUGUCAGAUUGAUUCCUGAUGCUUAUAACUGAAUCACUUCUGAGAACACGUUUUUUUUAAAAAAAAAACACCAUAAUUUCCAAGUUAGAUUGUUGCAACAAAAAGUCUUGUGGUACCUUGAAAAGGCUGGCAAUGUAAUUUAUAGCCUAAGCUUUUGUGAAGUCCAUUUCAGCAGAUGUUUUAUGCCGUAACAAUUUCAUUAGUCCUUUUAAGGUGCCGCAAGCCUCCUGGGUUGGCUUAUCAGGGUUGUCAGGGAGCAGCUGAGUGAAUUAAGAACUCCUGAUCAGCCUUUCUCCACCUGUGGGUCCCCAGAUGUUGUGAAUUAAUUAGGAAUCAGGUGAGUGUCUCUGGCUCUUUCUUCCCCUCCCCAGUAUGGGAAGAAGGACAGAACUGAACGACUUCGCAGGAUUGUUGUAAGGACAGCAUAAUAUGUGUGCAGUGAUUUGAAGCCUCUGAAGGACUAAAUAGCCUUGUAAAAUAAGCCCACGAAGAAGGCUGGCAGAGGGAAGGGAGUUGUAUUUCUGUAUUGGGCACCAAGGAGGGUUUUUUUCUACUCUAGCAGGCUGCUUUGUUUCUGUGCUAGACCAUCCCUCCUGCCUAUUGACUCACUUUUUUUGGGGGGGGGCAAAAAGUUAUUGAGCUUUUUUGGGGAGAUCAUGGGUAAAACUCCCCCCCUCAAAAAAGGAACAUUAUAGGUGGGGGCAUGCUUCUGCUGGGGGAAGCAGAACCUCAGUUAAUUGAGCAUUUUUAAUGCUUUUCACUGGACGUGGGUAGUGCUGUGGUGUAAACCACUGAGCCUUGGGCUUGCCGGUUGGAAGGUUGGCGGUUCAAAUCCGUGUGACGAGGUGAGCUCCCGUUGUUUGGUCCCAGCUCCUGCCACCUAGCAGUUUGAAAGCACGUCAAAGUACAAGUAGAUAAAUACCAGUAGGUACUGCUCCAGCGGGAAGGUAAAUGGCGUUUCCGUGCACUGCUCUGGUUUCGCCAGAAGUGGCUUAGUCAUGCUGGCCACAUGGCCCAGAAAAACUAACUGUGGACAAACGGCGGCUCCCUCGGCCAGGAAAGCGAGAUGAGAGCCACAACCCCAGAGUCGUUCGCGACUGGACUUAACGAUCAGGGGUCCUUUACAUUUACUAAUGCUUUUCAAUGCAUUUUGGGGAUGGGAGGGGGGUCAGCUAUAUACCACAAUACAAAACCAUGUAAAAAGAUUGAAUUGAGCAACGACGUCACGCAACAUAACAUUCUUAAAAUAUUUUUUCUGAACUCUUCUCUCCACUCUUAAAGCUGUGAUCUGGGAGAAGCUAUUGCUCAUUGCACUUGACUGAGGGUGGUGAGGCUUUCUUUUUGUGCCCUUCUUUGCUGUUCCAACUGAGGGAACUGGUAGGACACUGAGGCAGUCAUAGUUGUCAAAGUGAGAUGGAGCAGCAAGGUAUUAUAGCUGCAUCUCUUAUGUCUUUCAGACUGCAGGGGUGUGUUCAUGUGGGAAAUACCAUUUUCAGUGUCUCCCUAAACUUGAGAAAUAAAACCCACAUAACUAAGCAAAAGCAUGGACACACUUUUCACAGAGUGCCUCCCCCCCCCAAUUUAAAUUUGGGUGGUCUACUCUUCCAUUUCAGACUCCACAUGUGCAGAUCAGCCCUCAGUUUUUGCUGUAUAUUUGUCUUUUAUUUUGCCUUUACUACUAGCGCAGCAGCUUUUUGACUCCUUACGUUUGAGUGCAUGAGCAUAUGCAAGUUUGAAACUCAGUAUUGUGUCUGUUCAUUGGUACCAGUUCAUUAAACACCUUGUUGUUGUUGUUUUUAUCUGACUCCUCUAGGUUUUCCAUUCCCAGGCUCAACAUCUGGAUAUUAGGAUGGCCUGUAUACACUUCCUGCGGAACAACAGAGAGCAUUUUGAAGCGGUAAGCAAGCGAUGUUUUCAUUGUGCAGGGUGUCUUAUCAGGGGCAGUGCUGUUUCUCACGGCUCUUGCUUUGUGGGUGUACGCCAGCUUGGCAAAAAAUAAAAUAAAAUGCUGGCUUGGGCUGAUGAGGGUUGUAGUCCGAAAUGGAGGGUACCAGGUUAGUGAAGGUUGGUGUAAACAACUGUUUCCUUUCCCACUCUCCCUGGGUCUACGCUCCUUCCAACACACUCUGGCUAAGGGCCCCUUUGUUUUGAUUUGAUCAGAUGGUUUAUAGUUGCAGGACAUGGGCUGAAGACACAUGAUGCAGUCAUCUCUCAAUGCAAGCUAAGCGGGUCUGAAUCUGGUCAGUGCCUGGAGGAGACGCAGCCAGGGAAACCCCCUUGUACUUUGCCUUGAGUUCCACAAUGGGAAGAGAUAAAUGAACAUAGUAAAUUAAUAAGUGCUCUAAAUAAAUGCAGUGUGGUGUAGUGGUCAGAGUAUUAGACUAGGACCUUGGAGAUCGGGGUUCAAAUCACCGCUCAGUCAUGAAGCUCAUUGGAUGAUUUUUGGGCCAGGCACUUCUUCCCAGCCUAAUUUACCUUACAGGGCUGUUGUGGUACCUCGGUUUACGAACUUAAUCCAUUCCGGAAGUCGGUUCUUAAACCGAAACCGUUCUUAAACUGAGGCGCGCUUUCCCUAAUGAGGCCUCCCACCACCGGUACCCUUCCACCAUUCGGAGUCUGUUCUUAGACCGAGGUAAAGUUUGCAAACCGGGACACUACUUCCGGUUUUGCGGAGUUCAUAAACCGAAUUGUUCAUAAACAAGGCUGUUCUUAAACCGAGGUACCACUGUAUAGGUGUGGCUUUUGUAAAUACUUCAUCUGAGUCAGCUUUUUUCCCAGGGCACUGGAACUUGUUCUGAGGGGGUGUCCAAAUACCGUGAAACCAGCAUUCCUGUCUGUACAGCUGCUGCUGGCAUUAGAUUGCUUGCAUGCAUUCUUAACAGUGUAGCUGCAUUUUCUCCAGUUAUUGUCGAUUACUUUGUUAUGAACAAAAGCAAUACACAUGUACGUACACACAUAUACAUAUUGUAGCUGUAUGAUGUGUAUCUUCCUAAUGUGGCAAGAUUUGUAUGGUUAACCUGCUUACUUUGGCACACCUGCCAGAAGCUUGUCAUCUGAAUGCAUCUCUUAGAUACUUGUCAGUCCCAAGCUCAAAGCUUGGGAGCUUCCUCAAAGAGGGCCCAUGGUUCCUCCAUCCAGUGUGGCCUGAGCUGCCUUGGGGAUUUUCACAUCUGCAUUCCUGUGGAGGAGGAGGAGGAGGAGGAGGAGGCAGUGCGUGGCCUGGUGUAUCCUCAGAUGCUGCCAGGAAGAGUUUGCUGUGAUUCUCGUGGCCUUGGCAAUACUUUGUCAAGUUGCUUCGAUAGUGGAGAUGGCCACUCUGGAAUGCAUCAGAUCACUUUGAACAUCUGUUGUGUCUUCCAUGCAAAUUGUGUGGCUGGGGGUGUUUUGCCUAUGUGAACUGUUCUAGGCUUAUUAUUUUUUACAUUUUGAAUUGAAUAGUAGACUAUUUUCGUCUGUGGCUGAUUAAGUGUUAUGUUGGAGAAGAAGAAUCGACAUAACCUUUUGUACAAAACUGUGAUUGUUGCAGCCUUUAUGAGUAAUUUGCUGAGGUAGGCUAUUUGCUAGGCAGGACUGCAUUACAGUAGGGAUAGCAACAGUGGCUAGAGUGUUGUUGGACUAAGGCCUGGGAGACCAGGGUUCAAAUACUCAGCCAUGAAACUCACUGGGUAAUCUUGGACCAGUCACUUGCUCCCAGCCUAACUACCUCACAGGGUUGUUGUGAGGAUAAAAUAGGGCAGUGGUGUCCAAACUUUUUUCAAAGAGGGCCAGUUUUCAUGAAGUGAGGGGCUGUGAGGGCCAACCAAAGUUGUUGACCUUUUUGGGGGAUUUUACCCCAGGAAGUAAACUGCCAUGGGCCGGAUUAAACCGACCAGCGGGCUGGAUUAGGCCCCCAAAACAGACUUCGGACAUGCCUGAAAUAGGGAGGAGGAUAACUAUGUAUGCCACCUUGAGCUCUUGGGAGGAAAGGUGGGAGAGAAAUACAGUAAAUAAUAAAUAAAAGCAGUGAAAAAGUUACUGAAGGCUUUGUUUUGAUACGCAGCAUUGAAUUUGUACCAGGCCUCAGCUCUGACAUCUGUUUUUAAUCCCAGCAUUUAACCCUGGAACAUAUGAAGUUCCUCUGAGCAGGUGCAGAGUGCAUUUUCCUUCCCCCUUAAAUCUGAGACUAGAGCAGCAGGUGGGGAACCUAUUUUUAACUUUUUAGUAGCUGCGUACCAGUGGUUGGCAGAAAGUGUGUGGAACAAUGACUGUGACUUCUGCUUUUGUAUGGCAGGCUACAUUCUAGCCAUGGAGAAGGCAGAGGUUUCUAUACACAUAGGACAUGUGAACACACCUGUCUAGGGCAGCAAGAGGCAUUAUCACAGUUAAAGGACACGUUUUAGCCAAAUAAAAGCACCCAAGGAUGUUACAGACCAGGGAAUCGUGAAGGCUGAAUCAGCAAACCUUGAGGGUUGCAUUCAGUCAUAGAAUCAUAUAAUUGGAAGGGACCAAAGGGUCAUCUAGUCCAACCCCCUGCAAUACCAAUGUGGGGCUCGAACCGCUGACCAUGAGAUUAAGAGUCCCUGGGCCUCUGAGGGUCCCCUGCUCUGGAAAGGCUUUCAGAUCACACAGUGGGUUUCCAGACAGAGAUGAACUUUUUCUGGAAUUAUGUCAAAGCUGUUUCACCACAAUGCUGCUAACAAAUUCUUUUCAUUGUUAAUAUUUUACAGUUUAUAGAGGGACCAUUUGAAGAAUACCUGAAGAGUCUUGAAAACCCUCAGGUAUGUGUUGUUGGAUUAAGUAUGCAGUGUGUGAUGUAAAGCACACUUCUUGACUGCAGCUGGCUCAUCUGUUUCUCCUAAAUAUUAAUCCUGAAGUGUGCACAAGCUUUUCUUGUGUCUUGGUGUUACAUGUGAUGUGCUCUUCACAAGCCCUGCUAAAAAAAUUAUUUGAGUCUGUCUGGGUGUUUGUGGAAUUUGCAAAAGGGGUAAUAACAGUACCAUUACCCCAUAUUGAUGGUGAAGGAACACACGUUUUGAAUUGCACAGACUUUGCUGGUCCCUGCAAGUAGGAAUUCAGAAACCGUUUUGCUCUGUCCUUAGCUAGCUUUAGCAAGCUGCCAAAGAUUUAAAGGAGAGGAAAGCCUCUAAUAGUAUCUAAAUGUAGGCAUUUACUGUUGAGAUUGCCAUAUUCAUUUGGGUAAACCAGGGGCCAGCAACCUUUUUCAGCCAUGGGCCAGUACACCAUCCCUCAUACUAUGUGGUGGGCCGGAAUAUAUUUUGAAAAAAAAUAUGAACGAAUUCCUAUGCCCCACAAAUAACCCAGAGAUGCAUUUUAAAUAAAAGGAAACCUUCUACUCAUGUAAAAACAUGCUGAUUCCCGGACCAUCCGUGGUCUGGAUGGAGAAGGCGAUUGGGCUGCAUCCGGCCCCCGGGCCUUAGGUUGCCUACCCCUGGGGUAAACAAUGAACGCAUCAACAAUUAAAAAACAGCAAGAUACAGACCAGGCUUUUCACAAAAGGAAGUCCUUCAAUAGGCAGUACAGUAGAAAGAUAACAGAGGUUUGACACCUGCCAGAUAUGUAGCUUGGGUGGGUCUGAGUUGCCAACUUGGUCUGAGUCCUAUAGACCGCCUAAUCAAAUAGGCCAGUUGAUUAAGUCAAUGUCCUGUGUGCACUGUUGGACACAUGGAAAACAGUUUGUGGAAGAGGGGUGCCAAGCAUUGGUAUUGGGGGCUAAUCCACACACCCCCAAAUAUUUUGCAUAAUAUACUUCACGGAGGAUGAGGUUAUGUGGAAGCUGGGAAUAUUCAUUCAGCUGGAUUGAAAUGACUUUUAAAUUUUCAUUUCAUACCCCUGAAUAUAAUUCUGAUGAGCUGCAGCAAAUGCACAUUAGCCGAGGUACGAUGAAACUUUUAAAAUGUUAGUCUGUUGCUGGUAAUUUGAUGUGUGUUCUUGAGCAACUUGGUGACUUUCCACUGGGCUUGUGGAGAAGAAGCUCUUGGUGGGCUGUGUUCUAACUUGAUGUAAAAAGUAUUCUUCCUUAGUGGUGGUUUUUCAUUGCAAUUCCCCCCCCCCCUUUGAUAUAGGAAUGGGUCGGACAAGUGGAAAUAAGUGCCCUUUCUCUUAUGUACAGGUAAGAAAUACUUCUACGUUUUCCUUCAGUAUGAAUCAAAGGAGACAUUUGGCUACUGUGAAGAAUUAUUGUUCAAGAAUUUGGCAACAAUUGACGUCGCCAUUUUCUUAGUGGAUAUAUAUGGUUCUGGGACUGUUUGGAUGUGGAUGAUUGUACUGUUAAUGAUAUUGUACUGUUAAUUUUAUUUUAAAACCUGUUAUUAAUACAUUUUCCCCCUUUGCAUAUUCUUUUAGAAAAGACUUCAUAAUAUAUCAGGAACCAAAUUCUGCUCCUUCGCAUGUAACUGAAAAUGGCUUUCCUGACAAGGUAAGAGAAGUGCUAAUAUUGGCAAACUUGCAGCAGAAUAGUUAGGGCAGAGCUGGUGUGGCAUGUUUUGCCAUGUGGGGCUAAUGGCAUGCUACCUCUGAGCCCAAAGCCAAGAGUACAGCAUUAUAACAAUACAGUGGUACCUCAGGUUACAAACUUAAUUCAUUCCGGAGGUGCAUUCUUAACCCAAAACCGUUCUUAACCUGAGGUGCGCUUUUGCUAAUGGGGCCUCCUGCCGCCGCCGUGCGAUUUCCGUUCUCAUCCUGGGGCAACCCAAGGUACUACUUCUGGGUUCGCGGAGUUUGUAACCCGAGGUGUUUGUAACCUGAGGUACCACUGUACGUGCUUGGCUUGGGUUAAGCUUGCUUAGCUUAGGGUCUUGAAGCCAGACUAAAACGUUGUGUUGUUAGUUUCUCCUGCAUCUUGAAAAUAAAUAGCAGCAGCUUCUAUGUUGGAUUUGAAUCAGGGCUGGAGAGGAAACUCCUUCCCGCUGUCACUUUUCCUAGUCUUAAUGCUAUUUCCCAUACUGGGGAGGCAACUUACAAGUAUUGUGCAGUAGCACUGAGCAAUUUUUUUUGGUUCUGUUUAUUUUUUGUGUUUGUUCUGAAACUUAAUAACAAUUUCAUUUUUUUUAAAAAGCAGCCCUGUGCCUAUGGCUGAAAUCUUGGCUUGGGGAUGUGAUGUUUGAGGCAGGGGAGGAGUGUUAACCCUCCUCCUCUGAUAUCAGCUUCCCAAUCUGAAUUCUCCGCCCCACCCAACAAACCUGCUAUCAAUAUUCUAAAAAUUCUUAUCCUGGAUUGUCUACAUAUCUGAUCCUAAUAAAAUUCAAGUCAACACACUUCUGUUGGGUUUCCUCUACUGCUUGAGUAUAUCCAGGAAGCAUAGACAGUAUUCAACUAGUUAAGUAUAGAGUCUUGAAACAGUUCUACUUGCUAAAUGUUUCUUUAAAAUUGCUUUGUAGAGGUAUUUGUUGAUUUGGUUUUUUGGUCAGUGUGUUGGUUUCUGAUCGUACUGUUUCAAUAUUAUUCUUCUGCUUCCUCUUAGGUAUUGCUGUGUUUCACCAGUGGAAGCCACUAUGAUAUUGUCUAUCCAGUAGAAUACACGGUCAAUGCUGCUCUUUGCCAGUGUAAGUACUGAUAUUUUGGUGAGCCUUGGCAGACCCAGCUGAAGCUUCACGUUCCCACGUUUCUUGGAGGCAACCAUUUCCAGUGCUUACUUGCCUUCAAACUGCAGCAUGGUUUGAAGGCACAACUUUCUGUGUCUUGUUUUGGUUUGAAGGUGGCCACCUUGUGGAAAGUAAGUUUGGGUCUGGACAGUGUCUGGAUGGGAGACCACAUGGGAAUCCAUGUAUGUCACCUUGAGUUCCAUGUUGGAAGCAAGGAGAAAUAUAAAUAUAAUAAAUAAGAGGCAGUGGAAUGGACUGCAAGCUGUAUAGAUAUGCUGAAGUUUUACCCAGAAAGUGAAUUGUAGUAUUUCUCCAAAAGUACACACAAACCGAAGAGUAAUUGUUGCCUGCUCAUGCCAAAUGUGGUUAUCCAAACACAGCCCUUGACUCGUUAAUCAGCUGAGUUUUGGCUACUUUCCCAGAUUGCUUAACUCCCUUGAAGAAAUCUGCAGGACACAUUGGCAGCAUCAAUACCUCUCAGAUAGUAUCCUUGAUGCCUAAUUUCAACAUGUAUUUAAAACUCUGUAAAAUGAUGUCGCAUGUAGAACUGUUUCAAGUAUGAUUGCUUAACCCUGACAAAUGCUGUUUCGUUGCCCUGAUUAGCUAUUCUGUAUGAAAUGCUGUAUGAGAAAGUGUUCGGCAUCGAUGUGAGUAAAAUCUUAAAAGAACUCAGCCCUCCUGAAGUGACUAAGGAUGCCGACGGAAACAGUGAAGCGUCUGAUUCAGAGGACGGAGACAUGGAGUAAGUCUACAAAUUCAGCGUUAAAAAGCACAGGGAGGAUAAUGUUAGCUGAGAUGUUUGAUGCCUGAUACGGGGAUUUUUAAUUUUUUUUAAAAUACGGUGUUUCUAAAAAACAAAGCAAAAAAUUAGUAGCAACACCUGGUUCUUCCACUAUGUCUGCUCAGAAGACAUAAAAAAUUCAAACUUUUACAGAAUCUGUAAAAAACAACAACUGGAUGCUUGCUGAAUGGUUGCUUGCAAGUCUGAUUUCAGGAGCCUGGUCAAACCAAAAUACUUACAUUUAUAAUAAAUUGGUCCUACUAAUGUCAGCGAAUCUGGAAUGGAUUGUCUUGCCACAUUCAAUUGAUGUUUGCUGCUUUCAUAAGGGCAAAAUAUUUAACACCUUACCUGGCAGCCAUAGGUGGCCAGGAGUUCCAUCCCAGAGAGUAAGUGGCUUGGCUUUCUCUAUGCUACACUGGGACAUGAAGUCAGCUUCCUUUGUCCCCAGUGCACUUGACAGAAGGCAGAUUUAUUUAGUAGCCUGUGUUUCCAUGGUUUUAGCCUCUUAGCAGGCUAGCAAAAAAAUCUGUAUGUUAGUAAUGUUUGUGAACUUAUUUACAAACCUGGGUGAUAGUGUCAAAACAAAAAUACGGAGUUUGUUGCAAAAAAAUAUUUCUUAUACCUUUGCUCCUCACAGAAGUGAAGUGGCUGCAGCAAAUCAUACCAAUGGGUUGAAGCCACCUGAAGGCAAACAGGUAUAUUGCUUUGAUUUUUGUUCUUUAGUUUCUUUCAUUUACCUAUAAAGUUCUGUGUCUUUGUGUCAAUGUAGCUGAGAAUAUUACCAUUGGUGUUAAGGAGCUUGACUUAAUUUCACCCAGGGAAUGCUAGCUGGCAUAAGGUGUAAGCCAGAGAAAUUUCAGUGCACUGAUGCUAAUGAGUGCAACGCCAUAGUUCACGUUACUAAGGCUGUACUCCUACAUGCACUUAACUAUUUAGUGUAGGGUUGCCAACACAACUAUCGUGGUACACAUGUGCCCACAGAGAUCUUCCAUGGUGCCCUGUAGUUUUCCUUCCCCAUGAAAGUAGGCUUGAAAGAAGCAUUAUUUUUUUCUUCAGCCAGUAGAAUAGGUUUCAUUGUGUGAGUUGUGGCCACAACAGUUUGUUCCGGUUUGCAAAUGUGUCCUCAGACCCCCGCAAAGGUGAGUGACGUCUGCAUUAGGAACCAAGCCUCACUGAACGCCUCACUACUUGCAUCUGAGUAAUCACAGGCUUGUGCUGCAAACUGCAUUUAUUUUUGGUGGAAUGCAAUUUCUCUGAUAAUACCUUUUAUUUGCUUUUGAGGAAAAAUAUAGGUUGCUUCUUUAGUCUGACUCUUAAACAUCUGGUCAGAAAAAAUGGGGGGGGGGGAUGUAUUCUGGUUGCUAAACAGUGUUUUAUGUAUUAAGGCCUUGGUAAUGCUAUGCUGUGCGAAUCAGAGCUAUAUCAGGCUACUUUGUUUGCCUUAUUACAAUGGAUUUUCUGCUGUCUAGGAAUUUUUAUAAAGCUAUAGUUGGAGAUCCUCUCAUGUAAGAAUCUAAAAAUCAAUAAACAGUAAGCCUGUAACCUAUAUGUAUUUAACUUGUGCACAUUCUGCUUUACACACUUGGCUAAAUGAAUGAAUGGGGAGCAGAAAGGGGGUGACUGGCCAGGAAAAAAGGCUUUAGAAAUCCUACCCACCAUUGCAUCCAAUGUGUUUUGGCUAUAUAUGAUUUUGGCUUUAGUGACCCCGGAAUGUAAGUUGUGGUCUUACUGUGUUGCAAACAGUACUUGCAUUUGUGCCCAAGCUUGUUCAUAUCUGUGCAAAAAAAUAGAUUUUUGAAAUAUUAAGUGGUAUGAAUACUUUUAUAUAAAGAAAUACGUAAAGACAAAUAUUCCGUUGUUGCAAUGGAUAUUCUUUUCUUCCUUAAUUUUUUAAUGUAUUUUUUAUUAAAUUCUUCCUUAUUUCUAUUACACAGCAGCUUCACAAACGUGGAAGAUCCAACUCCCUUACCUUGCCUAGAGGCGUUCUUAGGUCACUGAAUCCGUCAGUCUACCAAAAUAUUGAAUAUGAAGCCUGGCAGCAGUCAAAACGAGGUGAGCUUCGUAGUUUGAAAUCAUUUUCUUGGUGCAAGAAGAGCAUCAAGCAUUAUUCUGUGCUCACUUGCUAGUGUAUAAUGACGUAUUUUCUUUUUGUGCUUGCAGAUCAGCAAAAGCAAGAUUUCUCUAUUGCUGCUGGCAUGCAGUAUUCAGUUGGCGAUAAAUGCAAAGUAGGUGACGUUGAAUGUGAGCCAAUUCCACUUAACUACUGUUUCUUUCCUCAGUCUUGUGUGCCACUGUGGGGUUGCCACUUCUUUUCUUGAUAGAAGUUUUGUGCCUUUAAAAGCAGAAGUGCAAGGCUGAAAUCAAACUGGGCUCCUCCUCCGGCAUGGAAAUUCAGUGCUGAGGGAAGCUGCUGAAAUGAAAGUCCCAGAACCUCUCUGGAACAAAAAGGUGGCAAUCCUUCUUAUAGUUCAUCCUCAUCCUUCUCUUCCCACUCUGCUUCCAAAUGCUGGUCCUUUUUGAAAGUGCCAGUGAUCACAGCACCAAGCGUUGCACUUGAUGACGAUCAGCACAGUGCUUUUGCCUGCUGCAGGCAAAGGAAAUUGUGUCACCUGAUGUCAAUUUGAUGCCAAGUAAGCAGCCCCCCCUCUAAUAAUAAUAAUAAUAAUAAUAAUAAUAAUAAUAAUAAUAAUAAUAAUUUAUUAUUUAUACCCCACCCAUCUGUCUGGGUUUCCCCAGCCACUCUGGGCUGCUGCCAACAAAAAGUCAAGUCAAGGUUAGUCUUCACAGGCUGAUGUGAGAUAAGAAUCCGUCCUGUCAGAUCCAUUUCCCCACUCCUGGGAUUACCGUAACAAGGGUUCUGUUCUCCUAAACAGAAUUACUACCUCCAUAAUUCUCCUUUUUGCAUCUCGCAGAACUUCCAGGUAUUAGUAGGAAACAGUGUUUUGACUUGGAUGUGGUUUUGAAUAUUAAAAUGCCAGGCAAAAAAGUCCAUAAGGUGGAGAAUGUGUAGUACCUGUGCUGGUUGUAGUCCCAUCUGCACUAUAAAUCUAUAAAAAGUAUCAUGCCACUUUAAACAGUUGUGGCUUCCCAAAAAGAAAAUCAUGGGAAGCGUAGUUUAAGGGUCCUGAGAGUUGUUGGGAGAUCCCUAUUUCCUUCACAGAGCUACAAUUUGCAGAGUUCCCUGGGUGGAGGGAUUAUCUGUUAAACCACACUGUAUUUCUGUGAGGGGGAUAGUAGUCUCCUAAUGACUCUUGGGACCCAUAACAACCUUUACUUCCCAGGAUUCUUUGGGGGAAGCCAUUACUGUUUAAUGUGGUAUGAUGCUGCUCUAAAUGUAUAGCCCAGGUGGGGAUUGUGGCUCAUCUGUGAGUUUUGCUUCCAGGCCAGUUAAGUCUUUGCCCCUCACUAUAGUAGGACUGGGUUGUAAGGGAUGCAGAUAGGCGAGCUGAUAGCAGGAAUUUGUGUGGGGCUGCUGAUAUGACUUAACACAAGGGAAAGCAGUGUUAUUCCUUAUGUGGUCCCAAGGGGAGAUCUAUGGAUCUGCUUUGUGAAAGGUUCCAGGAUCUCUCAAACUGUAUUAAGUUACUUCUCUCUUCUUGGCAUCUAUCAGUACUGCUUCUACUUGAUACUGGCAAAGUGGUUCAGGAGGAGAGACAUUAUUUUACAGAAACAUUUCCUUUCCUCUUCAUUACUCCAUAGGUGCGUUUAGACCAAAGUGGAAGAUUCUAUAAUGCUCACAUCCAAGAAGUCCAGUCUCCAAACGGGCCAGUUGUUGUUUUUGUGGAAGAGCUUGGUGCCAAGUAAGUGAAACAAUGUCAUUUUCUGCCUAGUCACACGUCUUGGUGACUGGUGACAUAGGGGCAAAAAAAUGACAGUAUGUGCACUAGUCAAUACUAGAUUCUUUUGAAUCAGUCUCCAAAAUCUGCAGGUAUUUUUGCAGGCUUUGUGUCUGCCUGACUUCUAUCAAAAAGAGCAAAGGCAAUACUGCAAACUAGCUCCGAACUGUGUUUCUAUUUGAUUUCCUCUGAGGGGGUAGGGAAGCUGUGGUCCUCCAGACGGUGUGGGACUCCAACUCCCAUUAUUCCCAGCCAGCAUAGCCAGUAGAUGGGGACAAUGGGAGUUGUAAUCCAGCCACUACUGGUUCCCCAUCCUUGUCCUAAGAUGCUUUUGGAAGUGAGCCCAAGCGCUAUGGCAACGGUGUCUUUAAAUACAACUGCAUAAAAUGGUAAGAAGGACCAUGGUGAGCUCCCGUUGCUCGGUCCCUGCUCCUGCCAACCUAGCAGUUCGAAAGCACGUCAAAGUGCAAGUAGAUAAAUAGGUACCACUCUGGCAGGAAGGUAAACGGCAUUUCCGUGCGCUGCUCUGGUUCCCUCGGCCAAUAAAGCGAGAUGAGCGCCGCAACCCCAGAGUCGUCCACGACUGGACCUAAUGGCCAGGGUUCCCUUUACCUUUUACCUUUAAUGUGGUAACAUUAGCAGUGGCACUUACAAUGUUUGGAGAAAUAUGCUGUUUUAGUUCCAUUUUUAUAAUGCAUGUCAGCAUUUUCUGGGAAAUUCUCAUAAUUGAGUUUCAUCUGUUCCCCACCCUCUACUGCAGACCCCCAUGCCACAUUCUGUUCUCUUCCAAAAGCUCCUCCAACCACGGGCAGGGGAGGGAGGUGGCUGUAAGGCAUAAAUAGCUAAGGGAGAAUUGGUGAAAAUUGAGUGUCCCACGUCAUAUGAGAUGAAGUGCUUUCAUCUAAGGCAAAUGCUUCAUUGGAGGCACGGCUAUGUUUCUUCCAUACAGAAAGUGAUAGGAAUAGACGAUGAUGUUUUUUUGGGGGGAAAACAUUUUCUGUUUGGGUAACUGCUUGGGGAAGUGAAACAUGGUCUUGGAAGGAGGGAGUGGGAAUUAGUUAUGUAGACUGUUUCUUGCUUGCUUCAAAGAAACAUGUUUGCUCAAAAUGCUACAGAGCUUCGCUGGAGCCAGCACUUGCUGAUGCUGGGAUAACGGGCUCCUCUUGGAGGCCAACCUAAAUAACUGGUAUUGAACACAAUCUUCAGCUUCUACAUCCUUUAAAGGCAGGGGUGGGGAACCCGUGAGCCUCAAGAUGUUUCUGGACUCCAACUCCCAUCAGCCAACAUGGCCAGUGGCCAUGGAUGUAGGGAGUUGUAGUCCAGCAAUAGACGCCACAGGUUCUCCCUGCCCCUGCUUGGAAAGAAAAUCUCUUAGUUUUAUAAGGAGCUAGUAGACCAUGGCCAUAUACUAGGUUUACCAUGACCUGGCAGGAAUGAGCUGAUAGUGGCUUUAGAAGUUUAAUGCUGGAAAACGAUUGCCUUUAAAUCUUGCCUGUUCGUAUUUUAUUGUAUGUCUUGUUCUUCAGUGUUUCUUCCUGUGUAAAAUAUAAACGUAAGAAUUGUCGACACACAGUCCCCAUUGGAGGAUUUGUGUGAAGUCAGGGUGUGGGAGGGGAUCAAAAAUGAAGGCAGUUUUUAAAAUGGUAAUUUUAAACAACGACAAAGGUUUGAAUUGAGCAGGAACGGAGGAACACGGGAGUGAUGAAGGAAUGAAGAGUUGAGGUGAGGUGUAAAGCGAGGUGGUAGUUGGGGUUGGUGAGAAACGUGAGUCGGGGCAGGAGCUCUUGGCAAAAUAUAUUUAUUGUAAACCAUUCUUAAGCUAUGCUGUUGGGGUUUUUUUGAGUUGCAGCACAGUGCCAUAGCAUUGGUGAUUGCCUUAUCUUCUCCCCUGCAGGCAUUCCGUACUCCUGAAGAACCUCAAGCCAAUCCCACAAGCAGCUCCUCUGGAAAGCUGGAACACUGUGCCAGGGAAGAAGAUAAAAAAGCCAAUUUCACCCCAUGGGCAGUUCAGUCAUUUUGGUAGGUUUCCUUCUGCUUUUGCAUAUUGUAUGGACUUUUUGGGGGGGGUCAGGCAGUCUGCCUGUGAUAAAUCCGGCAACCUCUUGUUGUUUCAGAUGGAGACUUCAGAGGGUCAAAGAAUCCAAACAAGGCAAUGAAAAACGCAUCAGGGCUACCUCCUCGACUGCACAGCACAAGGCAGCAUCACAUGUCCUGCCCUGGGAUUUAUUUCCAGCAAACUUCUCCUGAACACAGCACUCCAGGCAGAAAUCCCUCUCAGGCAUUAAGGUGAACUCAGCCUGUCACUAAAACUUCUUAAUUUGGAGGGCUUGGUAUUUUAUUCUUGGUGCUUUUAGGGAUCACAACUCCUGAACAUUCAUGAAUAUUCUAAUAUAGGGCUGCUUCCUGCUCAGAAGCUUCCUCUCAUUGUCAGAUUUCUGAUCUUGAGAGCAGUGCCUUUAUAGCAAUAACUGUUGUGAUGACCUGUGAGUUUCCCCCCAAGAGACAGAUGUGCUCCUCAGUCCUAGCAGAGGUGUGAACAUUGGUCCUGAGGCAGUUAACAGUCUGCCAAUCUUUGAAUAUGGGUGAGUUUGUUCCAGUGGGUUGAGGCUUUAGAUUGGUGUUGUGGGAAAGGUUAGUGUGGAUGAACCCAUAACCUGGCAGUCGCUUCCCUCCCUCUUUAAAAAAAAAAGUCAUUUAGCCAUUGCGUCUCAUGAGGUGUACAGUACCUUAAUUGUAUUUUCUAAAUCGAACUCAACUGAGCAUUUGAAUAAUUAUGGGAGCGGGUAUUAUACCUGAUGUCCUUUUGGAAAAGGAGCUAUUUAAACUGUUUAAGUGGCUGUAAACCAUUUCUUCCCCUCUUCAGAAGGGCAGGUCGUGAGAGAACAGAAGACUUGGAGUAUACGAACAGCAGAGAUUGUAACUACUUUGGCCUUUCUCCAGAGGAGCGCCGGGAGAGAGAGGCCAUAGAGGAAACACAUUCACUUUAUGAGAUUCAGUUCUGGGAUGAAGUAGCCUUUCCUGCGCUUUCGGUACGUGUACAAGACACAGAACGCUUCUUGGAGCGCACUGUUUCCUUGCUCAGUGAAUGAUGAAAAUGAGUUGCAAAAUCAGUGCUGCUUCUCUUCUCACUGCUGCAGUGUUAACCUGGUAUAUCUUUUUAUGACAGUUUUUAAGUAUGGUGUAAAUAUAGUGGUAUCAUAACAGAAGAGACACAGUGCAAUAAUCCCCACACCCCACCGAAAAUACCCAACCAGAAGAACCAACACUGUGGAAUGUUUUGCUUCUAGAAUAAGGUUCUGGGCAACAGUGGUGCCAAAGUAGAUUUAUGUUCCUGCCUAGCACACAAGGGUAGACUAGAGCCAAAGUAUUAAAGUUGCCACCCCCAAGUCAAAUGCUUCAAAGGCGAGGAAGCAUCAUUUAACAUGGAUGGAUUUAUUUGUAUUCUAUAUAAUUUUUCUGCUACAAAACAGGACACACACGUCAUAAAACAUGCCCCUCCCUCCUCACGUAAUCUCCACAACAACUCUGUGAGGUAGGUUAGGCUGAGAGGCAGGCCCGAGGUCACCCAGUGAGCUUUGUGGCCAAGUGGGGGAUGGACCCCGGGUCUACUGACACUACUGUCAACUACUGGUGGGUGGGUACCCACAGAGUGGGUGCUCUCAAUAUCACUGGAGACCCCACCAAGGGCAGUUUGCUUAGGAAAUCUGGAACUGGACCUGUCUGCUUCUGUUUCUUUAAUUAAGGAGUUUAGACAAGGGGGGGUGAUUCAUGGAAUAGGUAAAGGUAAAGGGACCCCUGACCAUUAGGUCCAGUCGUGACCAACUCUGGGGUUGCGGCGCUCAUCUCGCUUUAUUGGCCGAGGGAGCCGGCGUACAGCUUCCGGGUCAUGUGGCCAGCAUGACUAAGCCGCUUCUGGCGAACCAGAGCAGCGCACAGAAACGCCGUUUACCUUCCCUAUUUAUCUACUUGCACUUUAACGUGCUUUCAAACUGCUAGGUUGGCAGGAGCAGGGACUGAACAACAGGAGCUCACCCCAUUGCGGGAUUCGAACCGCCGACCUUCUGAUCGGCAAGUCCUAGGUUCUGUGAUUUAAUCCACAGCGUCACCCGUGUCCCUUCGAUUCAUGGAAUAGUAAUAAGUAGUACUGAAGGUUAGGGACAGUAUUUGGCCUUGUAACUAUCAUAAACCAGCAAGAUAUUAGCCAUCAUUCCUCUGGCAUUCCAUUCUGCUGAAACUUUUCUUCCUCUCCCUCAUCUCCCCCCGCACCAAAUGAGAAGGACAGAGGAGUGUCAUAAAAUAUAACUGAAAAGCUGGAUUGUCGUUAUAAUCUGUGGAAGCUACCAGAUGUUGUCCUCGUACUGGACAGAAUCCAAUAAAUUGUGGAAUGUAUAUUUUAAACACUUCCAUUUCAUACAUGGUGCUCCCACAGUGCCACUUUUAGAAUUGAGGCUGGGGGAGGUCAAAAGCCAUUUGUGAUGCAAUGAGAGCAACUGCUUUACAAGGGUUUUUGUUUUUUAUUUUUAAAAAGCAACCCCACCGGCUGCACCUAAAAUGACUUUUUGGAUCUUGGCCUCUGUGAUUUGUCUCCUAGUUGCGCAGCUACCGAGAACGUGUUAUACAUUCAUAAUGGUAUAAAUCACUUAGUUGGCUUAUAGGACCAUGAUGGAAUUUUCUGGCGAUAGAAAGGCAACUGUGACCGAAGGAGGUCCUUUGUGUGGGGGUUUCCCCCUUUUGAGACUGUUACUCUUCCCACCCACCCCAUUCUUAAUGGAAUUUAACCUACAUUUUAAAGCAUCAGAUUUGUAAUUUUAAGGCUGUAGUCUUCAGCACAGUUAGUUUUCAUUGGUGGGCAGCCUGCAGCUUUCCGUAUGUUGUUGGAACUACAGCUGCUGUCAUCCCUGAUCAUUGGCAGUGCUGUUUGGGACUGGUUGUUGGGAGUUGAAGUCCAUCAGCAAUGGGAGGGUCACAGAUUAGGCAUCACUGUUUUGUAGGAACUUUCCUCCCCCUCCCCCUUUAAUGUAUUAAGGCUUCACACAAACAAUGUAUUGGGGCUAGGACAAUGGGCAUUCUCAUCUUAUGCCAAUGAGGAACUCAGUUAAGUAGAGCUUAUACAGUACUAGUAGGAGAGCAGUGAUCGAGGUCUUUUCAGGUGGUAGGACUCUGCUAUGACUGUUAGGACCAGGCCCUGUUGAUAAAAAAUGUGGCACACAUUAGUUCUUAGUUUUUCUUUUAAAAAACUCAAUUCUUUCAGAACCCAGCAGUGUCUCAGGUAGCUACUCAAACUACUGAUAACACUGGAUGGAGAAAACACCGAGCAUCUAAUGGAGGAGGAGGAAGAAGAAGAAGUAGUUUGAAAGAAGAGAAGGGGAAAAGCAAAAAUGUGGAAGCAAAAGAGGGAAAAGGUAUAAAAAAUGGAAAAUGGGUUUAAAACUGACACAUCCUUAGUUGAAGCUCUUCUGUAGCUUUUGUGAAAUAAGGAAGUUACGCAAUAUGAGGGCAUUUGGGGCAGGGUGGGGAUUACUUUAAACACUUGCCGAGUUUGGGAAAAGCAGCUGAACGGUAUUUUAAAUGACAAGACAGUGUAGAAACCUUCUCUAUCCGUCAUCCAUAGCUAGCUUGACCACUGGGGAGGGAUGAUAGGAGUUGUACUCCAAUAACAUCGGGGGAAUCUAAAGCUGAAGCCUGAGUCAUAAUAUCUUGACUUUGUUAAUGGUACUUUUUAUUUUCCUGUUGCAGACUCUAACCCCGGGCAGAUCCUCAUAGAUCAGAAUUUUGAGCCAAAAAUAUCUGAGGUAAAAACUCAAAAUUUGGUGAGCUGUGAUGUGCACCGCAAAAACCGUAGCCUUUCACAAAACGAAAGCUUAUAAAGCAACUGUGUUAUGUCCAUUUUGACUUCCAGAACCAUGGAGAAGCUUCACGAAUAUCGCCUCCCUCAGGUCAUGGGGAUUCGCAAUCCCCGUUUUUGGAACAAGUAAGAGAUUUUGUGCUUAAAUUCUAUCACUCUUUUUGGUGGCAAACUUAGCUUCCUCUUUUCUUCCUAUCGCGGGUUCAGAUUACAGCGGAAUGCCUCAUAUUCCUGGAUGCUAGUAGGUUGGAACUUUGGGCACAAUUGCCAGAAACAGCGUUUGGGAAGAGCUUAUUUAACAGGAUGAGGAUUUGUUUGGGGUGCACACUAUUAAUCAGAGAGGAAUGCCUUAAUUAAAGCAGACGCUGAUCUGGUUUAGUAAUGGAUGCCGAGCCCCUCCACAUAAUAGGUAUCUUAGACCGGAUCUAGUGCCACUUGAUUUCUCUCACUUGGUAACGGUAAAACUGCUCACUGGCUCAUUGAAUCCACCUGAAGUCGCAUAUGCUGUGUAGCUGACCUGGUCAGCUCAGAGUGCUAUGAUGGCUAAUUGGAACCAAUGGGUCCAGAAACAGUAUACCUCUGAACGCCAGAUACUAGGAAUGAACAGGGAAAGAUGGUGACUUUCAUGCCCCACUAGUGCCUGUUCUUGGAAGCAUCUGGGUAGGGUUCGGUAGGGUCUUCUGUUGCCUAUUUGCCUUAGACCUAUCUUUCCUGCCUAUCUUUCCUGCUGUCAAGAGGGUUCAGUCCUCAUGUACAACUGGUUGCGUAAGAAAGCUGUCAUAGAAAACUGUCCAGGGAAGUUUUUAGCGUGUGAUGUUGUAUUGUGUUUUUACUAUUUUGUGUUGGGAGCCCCCCCCCCCCAACUGGCUGGGGCAACCCAGUCAGAUGGGCAACAGCAUAAUAAAAAUUAGUAAUAUUUGGUUUAUAUUUUGUAUGAGUUUGUACUUUGGGGCUGCAGCCCUGUGCUCGCUUAACAGAGAAGUAAGACUGGUUUAACUUGGCGAGACUUCUGAAUAAAUGUCAUUCGAGUUGACUUCGAAGUUAUUAUAAUACCUUCUCAUUCCUGGGAAGGAGGGUAUGUUGAGUUUUGCCACUGAGUUAAAUUUUUCUCUUGGUUGAGCAUUUGAUUUGGGAACAUUUCUAAGUUUUCUCUGUGGCGUCUUCGUAUUGCAGAGCUUCCAGGAACACAUACCAGGCGUGACUCCUCCUCCAUCUUUGGCCUUUCACGAGAUGCAUUUGCCUCCUCCAGUGCCUUCUGUGCCAGCCGUUGUGCCCGCUUGGCCAAAUGAGCCAACAACCUAUGGACCAACAGGUUUGGAGAAAUAAAUAGCUUGCUCAUCCAAAAAGAACGAGGUCCUUUAAUGUCAUACCUUGCUAUAAAAUGGUUCUUAAAAAUCUGUCAUGGAAACUGCUAAUACAGACUAAAUAUUUUUUAAAGAGACAUUAUCAACAUUAAAUACUUCGCCUAUCGGAUCUCAGGGUGUCUGGUUGUUACGGUAAUCCCACAAUCCCUGUAUUUUACACCUGAUCAAUCCACAUCUCGUUCCACAAACUGACUUUUUAAUUUGUUCUUGGUGUUACUCUUACCUAGAUCUAGACAAUUUUCUGUGUUCUUGUUUUUGUUUUUCCACCCUUUGUGUCUUAGGUCUUCCACCUCAGAUACCCGUGUCCUCAGUGAUGCCGACGCCGGUGACUGGGCUAGAUCCCUCUCUGUCCCCAGUCCAUGUGACCUCCAGUCCAGUUACUGGGAUUCCAGUAUCUCUCCAAGCAGUGAACCAGCCUCUAAUGCCUGUGCCUCAAACCAUGAACCUUUACCAGGACCCACUUUACCCUGGAUUCCCUCUAAACGAAAAGGGGGAGCGAGUUGGUACACCACCUUACUCCUUGUGCAGCACAGGGGAGGAUCUUCCCAAUGGUAAGGGGAAGGAACUUUAUCACCAUAGCUCAAGGGGAAUAUUGUUGUUAAGUUUGGUCAAAAUCUAGGCUAGGGGUGGGUGGGUGUAACUUGGAGAGCAAGCAUCGGCUGUCUUAAAGCAGCCACAAAUAGAAUUAUAUAGGAAACUUUCUAGCCUUGCAUCAAUUAAGUUCCACUGAGGGUAGGCCAGAGGCAGCAUGCCCCAUUUUGCCACUUGAGGUGAAUCAAGCAAGUUCUGUGUCACCUGCCGCUGCUGCACCACAGCUGCCACAGAAGCAGUGCUGAUUUCCAGCAAGAUCUUGUAAUCUCGCUUCUCCACCAGUGGCAGAGGUGGUGGGGUUUGUGGUGUGCUCAAGGGGGCGCCACCUGAGGCUUCUGCUGCCUGAGGCGGCUGCUUCACCCUGCCUCAUGUAUGAGCUAGCCCUGGAGUAGACCGUUGAAAUUAAUGGGCCAAAGUUGGUCAUGUUGUAAAUUUAAGUGGGUGGUAUUUACCUGUGUUUUUACUCAAUUAGACCCAUUAAUGACCACAACCAUUAAUUUCAAUAGGUCUACUCUGAGUAAAGAAUAGUUGAAGAUCCCCCCCUCAGUGGAUUUACUCAAGAGUUUGGCUAACAGAGAUAACACUGCAUCCUUAUUUCUGGCUUCUAUAUGACUUAUAGGGUGCAGUUCUAGUUGUGCUUACUCCCACUGUGUCCAACAAGGCUUACUCCCAAUUUAAUGUGCUCAGGAUUGGAAUUUGACUGGUCUGUUGAUAAGCUUGCCGUUUAAGAAACAUACGGGCUUGUAGGAAAUUGUGCGUGGGAGCAACAAUGAGGAUUGAAAGGUCUAUAGGGAAUCUGUGGCUGUUUAAUACCAUAUUGUUUAGCAAGGACAGGUGUACACUAGAUUAUCAAUGGAAUGAAAAAUGUGUCAAUAGUUCAUAGAGGUUACUGCCCUCUGGAGCAGUGUUGUUUCUUGUCUUCCAUCUCAUUGCCUAAUUUGGUCAAGUUUUGUAACCCUAAAAAUAUGUGUAAGCAAUACACUUAGUCAGUACUGCAAGUCUUCUGUAUGUCAUAGAUUCAAGUCCUUUAUUUAAGUGUGGCAUUAAACCUUGAGUUGAUUCCCAGGCCAUAUUACAAGACAGUAAUCUCUUUUGCGUGCAAUACUAAGCCAGUGUCUGGUUCGUGGCUUAUCUCCCACAGACAAACAGGUGGAAUGCUGUAGAACAUACCUUGGCUACAGGUGGUGGUACACCUGAAAUUGAAAAAACCUUAAGACCAGUUUCAAAUGCAAUACUAAGCAAAACCAUGAGUUAGCAGCAGCAGCAGCAUGAGCAGAGGAGGAGCAAAGUGGUCACUAUCUUCUCUCUCAGAACUCAGUUGCUUGUGCUAUGAAUCAGUAGAAAUGAAAAGCUUUAGAUGAGGUGACACAGUUCAAAGUGACUCUCUCUCUCUCUCUCUCUCUCUCUCUCUCUCUCUCACACACACACACACACACACACACACACACACAGGAAUUGGGGGGAAACCCUUUGAAUUUGUUUUACUUUUUCCUUUUCUCAGAUAAAAAUACCCUCCGGUUUUUCUUCAACCUUGGUGUAAAGGUAAGUUAUCUGUAUUUUCCACUUCAGUAUUGCAGAACCAAAAUAUGCAUGAGCCCAGAUUUAUUUAUUUUUUAAAAGAAGUAGCAGUUUUAGAGAAAUUGAAUGCUUCAGAAUUUUGGUUGUUUUGAAGUUGGAACAGCUCACCUCCGAAACAACUAAAAAAUCAAGUCCUUUCAUCUAUUAUCUUUCUUGAUUGCCUGUCUUUUGGCCAUAAUGACUCCCAAGGCAGUUCAUAGUAAAAAUGUAAGUGCUUUACUGUUAAAACAAGUCAAAAGUAGGUUGGUGACAAGUAGGUGGGUUGUAACCACACACACUUAUGGAAGGUGUCAGGUUACAUAUACAGCCCAUAUGCACUGGGGGCUUGGCUUCCUUGUAGUUCCUUCACCUGCUCAUGGAGCAGAUAGUGGAAUAAGGUGAAUAGCUCUUCUUACUAUAUUUGGCUUAUGCUCAAAUGCAUUUGGCCAUGUUAAGCUUAUAUUAACAUGGAAAAGUCUCAUUGAAAUGUAAAACAAUGGAAAGACUAUCUGUUUAGAACUAACUUGGCACAUCUAGCGUGCCUACUGUUAGGGGCAGGUUAUGCCUGUGGUGAGAAUGUGGUCUUAUUUGAGCCGAUCACAUCUCAGCUUAAUAAAUCAAGAUAAGAGCACACCAUUUGGCUGUACAUGCAUCCCAGCCCCUUGAAUCCUCAACCCUCCCUUCACAGCGUAACCAAGCAAAUGACAAUUUGCUUUUAACAACUCGAACUUUUUGCAUUGUCCGAAUUAGAGAACUAUGGUUAACAGCUUUGGAGCAAGGCAGGAGAUGAAAGCCAUAAUUUGAAGUUGGCUUUCAUAUCCUAGCUUCUCCUAGUAUAGUUGGCCGGAGUUUCCUGGUCCAGAUGAAAAUGAAAACUUGUGUUGAUGGAAAACUUCCUAGUUUGCAAAGAGAGGCUUUAACAUCUCACCAACCUGCAGUCUUUCAGGACAGAUGGACAGAUGUGCUGCAUAAAAUCUAUCUCCAGAUAGGAUAAAAUCCAAAUGCACCCUAUUGCACCACCUGCUGGUUGCAAACAGUAAAGUAGUCCCAAGAAGCAAGUCUUUAUUCUGCUCAGCUGUGCCACCACAAUCUCCUUGUAUGAGGGGGUAUUGUAAUAGUGUGGCCGUCACCUUAUCAAAUAGUUAAAAUUAUUGCUGUUCUAUUAAGAGUGCUUCUGGGAGACCCAGAAGAAAAACCUUAAGCCCGUUUAGGAAGGUUUGCCAAUAUGUGGGGGCUACUUUAUAAGGGGACACCUUUAGCGUAGCAAUGUGAGUUAAUGUAAUGAUAUGCUAUUGAGGUGUGUCAUGCAUUAGGGAAAAUAACCUAUGCACAUUAGAACUGUAACUGGAUGAUGUUAACCAACAUACUGCAUUAGGCAUGAAAAACAAGAACUUGAAAAACUAGAUCGAGGAUUUUUGUGUGUGAAGGUUCAUCCAAAUUUUCCUUGAUUGCGUUUCUGCAGGCAUACAGUUGCCCCAUGUGGGCCCCUCACUCUUAUCUGUACCCUCUUCAUCAGGCUUGUCUAACAGCCUGCCGAAUGUACCCAAAGGUGUCCCUGGCAGUGUAUUCCCACAACCCUUGGAUGCAAGAGGUUUCUUUAUCUCAGAACGGAAACGAAGCUGCCCGAAUAGACGGACACUUGCCUGGGCAGAAUGAAGUCGGAAUGAAUGGCCAGAGUCCGCAGACUGACACCCGGCCUCCAUCUGUGCCCCUCUUCAUACCUGCAGCUCAGGUGCCUGAAAGCCAAGGACUUGUCUGUGUAGAGUCUGAGAAUCUAGGGCAAGGCCUUCCGGCUGAAUACGAUGAGUCCUUCGGGGGCCAAAGCGUGUUCCCACAACCUCCGUUUGGGCAGAAUCAAUUUCUAGGACCUGUUCCUGUUGCACCAGUGUACUCUCAACUUUGGUAUGGGUAUCCUGUUCAGGGCUAUGUUGACAAUUCUGGGGUGAGACAAGUGGUUGUGCCUCCUGUGGACAAGAGAGCUGAUGCCGGCUUGCCGAAGGAGGGCCUUGCUGCAGCGACGGGAUACUCCGAGUCGUUUCAGAAGGCAAGGAGUGAAAACAGCAGCCAAGGCUCACCUCUCUCUGCAGCCACUGCAAAGAAUGACUGUAAUGUUCUAAAUAAAACCUCAACCAGAGUGCCUAGGGAGAAGCAGGCUUGUCCUACUGCGCCAUCUGCUACACAAGCAGAGUCUCCACUCCAAAACCCAUCCACAGAGAUGCAGGACAGCAGGAGACAGGUGGUGUCAACGCCAAAAAGAGAAUUGAAAAACUCUUCUUUUAGCCAUAAAGAGAAGAAUGACCAGGCCAGUGCAGGCCUGGAGGAUUGUCGGGUACAAAGGCCAAGGGAAGAGAGUUCUGAAGAUGAGCAUGAAGUGUGUGAUAUGCUGAGGAGUGGCCGGUCAAAACAGUUUUAUAACCAAACUUAUGGAGGCGGCAGAAGGCCUAGAGGCGAAUGGGGCUACCCUCCUGGACGGGGGGGAUACCAUUACUCAAGAAAUGAAGAAACCUGGCGGGGGCCACACAGCAGAAGCCGAGAUGAUGGCUUUCAGUAUCACCGCAAUUAUAGAGGAAGGCCGUAUCGGAAUGACAGAAGAAGAGCAAACAUGGGAGAUGGUUAUCGUGGGCAGCAGCUGCCUUAAGAGCACUUCUUCCGGAAGGCUUCAACAUGCACAUGAAUGUUGACAGCUGAAAUGUGCCCAAAGGUUUCCCCUCCUUGUUUUCUUUAAAGAGCAGAAUUCCCUUUUCUAUUUUUGAAGAGUGACGUGAGGCCCAAGGGGAAUAGCCUCAUGAGUGUUAAAUAACUUUUGGAAAUUAAAAAGAAAUAAAUGCUAGUUGGUUUAUUUAAAUUCCGAAAACUAUAUAAACUAUUGUGUUUAAAAUAUUGAAAGGUAGGUUUGGUGUUUGGACUUUUUCUUUGGAAUUUAUAAUAGAAAAAAAGUGGCUACAAUGGAAACCUACUGCAGUUGAGUAUUUUGACAGAUGACAGUGAAGAAUGUUGAACCAAAUAGAAUGUAUGUCCUCGCAUACUGCCUCUUGGGUCUAAACACUUGUAGCUUCCUGGACAGUUGACUUUGAUGUGCUUCCAAUCCAAAGGCCUUUCAUCUCAAAAAUCUGUGAAACUUGAACAUGUGAGGUUGCGUUUUGCUUCAGUUAAGAUGCCACAUACGGUAGUCAACUAUCCUUGUGUGUCCUAGGUGGUUGAUAGUGUCUUACUCAUAGGGGUAUAUAUUUUUUAAUUUUAUAAAGCAUUUCUUGAACUUGUAAAAAGCAAUCAAGAAUACUAGUGUAUAAACUGGUAGGAAGUUGUGAAUUCUUCCAGGCAGUCUUAACACUGGUAUGAUUGUAAUGGUGCCUAUGCCAACUAUGUACCCUCGACAAAAGUACAUUUCCAAAAUAGUUUUGCAACUGUUACAACAGAACUUUUAAGAUACUUUUGCACUGACAAAUCCUUAAAACACUUGCUGUGUGAGAAAUGCAUGGGCUAGAUCUAAGCUUCCCUUUUCUGUUUAAGCAAGGCUUAGGCACUGAGUUGCUGUUAAGCCUCCUUUGCCUGCCCCUUUACGCUGUGGAAAUGUUUGUAUUGUUUGUUCUUUCCUUUUUUAAAAGCCUCCUUCCUGCCUAUAUAUAUAAAUAUAUAUAUAAAGCCUGGUUACCCAUCUUUGAGUGGGAGAUUUCUAAUUUACAUUACACUAUCAGUCUGGUUGCUUUCUUUUGCCUUACAAAGCACUGAAAUAUGUGCUCCAUUUUUUUCCCUCUGUAAAGUUGAACUGUGUAUAUUUGUGUGUGUAUAUCAGUGGAGAAGGUGAUGGCUACUACUAUUUUGUGUCCAAGAGAUUGUAUAACUUCCAUCAGGAGACUUGAAUGAUACUGUUUAUGAGUAUCCUUCUGAUGCAUGCUAUAAUUAAAAAAGUGUUGUUUUUUCUGAAUUUCUUUAUAUGGUGUGAGUGGUUUUUAAACAUCUACUUGAUAACUAGAUGUGAGUGAAACUCAGGUGUAGAUUAGGAAGCUGAGUAAAGUUUAGCUUGCAACAACUUUGCAACUAAAGCUUAAUACCUAGUUUAAAAAAUACCCAGGAAUAGUUGGGCUUGGCAGAGCAUAUUUUC